ACUCCCUGCUGCCCCAGCGCUGGGCUCUCCACCCCGCACCCCUGGGCUCCCCCCCACCAGUGCUGACUCCACCUGCUCCCCCCUCUCCUCCAGCUGGUCCGGCGCUGGCAGGGUCAGGGUAAGCAGAGGGGCUUCCAGGCCGCGCCUCAGCCCAGGGUCCCUCCAGCCAGGGCUCCCGCCUCCAGGACCGUCAGGGACCCAGGAGGGCAGAACCAUUGGAUCACCCGGCAGAGGGCUGAGGAGCUGGGGCAGGGUAGCCCCAGAGGAAGUGGAGCCCCGGAGAGCGGGACGCGGGCCGUGCACGGCAGCGCCCCGCCCUCUAUGGCCCCGCUGCUGCUGCUGCUUCUGGCCGCCCUGCUGCAGUCCCUGGGCGGCUUGGGCUGCUUCGCCCAGCCCCGGCUGCGGCUUGGGGGGGCGGCUCCAUGUGCCCUAUGGAGUGGCCCCCAGCCCGAGUGUCCCCCGCUCAGAGCCAGCCUGGCCCAGCCACAAGGUGUGGUGUUGCUCUCCCGCGAAGCGCAGCGGCCCCAGGGCGCCCCACAUGCACGACACACUGCUGAUGCCAGGGCCGGCUCUAGGCUUUUGCCACCAGAAGAAAAAGGAAAAAAAAAAGACGGCCAGAAUGCUGCCCUUGAAAAUAUGCUGCCCCAAGCACGUGCUUGGUUUGCUGGUGUCUAGAGCCGGCCCUGCUCCCUUAGGCCAUCAGUUUACCCAUAAACAGAUCUCGUAUUCGCCCUUGAACCAUUGUUCUUUCCCUACAAAAAUCCCUACCCAUGCUCAAGUAAGUGUUCUGAUGCCUGGAUCCAAAAUCUGCAUCAGUUCCAUUGGAACUUCUUCAUCUCCUGACUGAUCGUGCUGGGGGCUCUGCCUGUCUCCAGCACUCCGGACCCUCAGCUACCACCACCCUCUCUCUCUCGCCUUCUGACCCUGACUUGUGUGAUCAGUUAUAGUUUUCUAAAUCUGACAUUUAUAAUCAAAUUUAAGUUAGAUUUAAUAUUAUAACUGUUUUGUUUGGCUUCCCUUUGGUUAUUACCUGGCAAUAAAUAACUUUAUGGUUAAGCUGGCUGCUUCUCCCCCCUCCCGGCUGUUUUUUGGCUUCCUCAUUCGCGCUGCAGCAACGCUCCUCGUACCUAAGCUAAAGAUCCCUGCAGCGCCCAAAAAUCCUGUGGGUUUGCUCAUCAAGUGGGUUACUACCAGAACAAUUGUAACGUGAAAGUAGGGAUAGGGAUGUGCUGAACCUGGGGCAUAUGAGGGUGGCAGCUUGGAAGUGCUGCUCGACCCAGCCUGCUCAGGCGUAUUCUAUUUCAGUGUGGUGCCCAUGGCAUAUUAGGGUGACAACUUGGAGGUGCUGUUCGACCCAGCCUACUGAGUCCAGGGACAGAUAAGGGGUCAGCUUGCGAGUGCAGAUUAACCCGGUCCACUCCUACGCACUCUGUUAAUGUGUAUGGGUGUCUGUUCAUCUGAUUCUGGGGUUGGAAGAACCCAGCCCUGGGGAACCUAGGUCCUGCAGGAUAGCUUCAUUGGGAGGGAACUUGCAGAAGUAGAGCUCUGUAUGAGAACACAAGUGACACAAGCAGUACAUUGAUAGAAUUACAGAACCUCCCCCCCAGAAGAGUAACCAUAAUAAAUGAGCGUACCCCAAAGUAACGGGCAAAUCUGGUAACAAAACAGUGCUUUCAGUGAGCUUUGAGGUGAAAAGGAGAGGGGAAAUGGGGCAAGUAAAGGGGUUAGAGGAGGAGAGACAAGUGGGGUCAAGGCUGUUUAUUUUUAUUUAUUAAAGAUGAGACUAAAGUGUACUUGUAUUAUAAGGUGAGUGAGAGAUUAAGGAGAAGAGUAAGGUAGCAGAUGGAAGGGGGCAUGAGGGAGUUUAGGAGAUGGGCUGGAGUCACUGGGGCAAGUAGAGAGGUUAGAGGAGGAGAGCAGAUGAGAAAUUUCUCUGUCUAUGACCUGGGAGAGGGAGACAAGAGUUGUAGGGGAUCAUACAUCGCAUCUUAUUUUGCCAGUUUUCUCUUGGAAGAAAUCAGCAAGAUCCUAUGCAGAGAGAGAAAUGGAGGCAGGAGUGAAGCAUGGAGAGAAUCAACAACCAUAUCGAUGGCAGGGAGGAACGGACUGAGAACGGACAAGAAGUUAGUGCUGAUGGACUGGAAGUCACAGAAAGUCAGAGUGAUGGUGUGUGAGGAAGGGGGGAGAUGGGUGGUGCAACAAGAGGCCACAUGGCUGGAGAGGGAGGAUCUCAGCAGCAGAGGGACUGGAGAGAGAGCAGUGCUUGGUGAAGAGCAUGUCAAGUGAACAACUUUUGGUGAGUGGGAGAACUGAACCGGGGCUGCUUGGUCUUCCCUGCUUGCAGAGCUGUCCCUAGGGUAUGGCUAAUCAGAGCGACUGCCCCAGGCCCCGCACUUUGUGAGGUGGAUGGGGAGGUGAUGCAGGAAGUGGGCGGGGGGGUGAGCGAGGAGAAGCCCCCCUACCAACCUCCCCCUCCGCCCAGCACCUUCUGCCCGCCGGCGGGCCCCACCGAUCAGCACCUCCUCCUCCCUCCCAGCACCUACCACUGAUCAGCUGUUUCGUCUGAAGGUGCUGGGUGGGAGGGGGGAGGAGCGAGGGCACUGUGCACUCUGGAGAGAGGGUGGAAAGGGGCGGGGGUGGAGCCUUGGGGAAAGGGAUGGAGUGGGGUUGGGGCCUGGGCGGAGAUGGGGGGAGCACCUCCUGGCAGAUAGAAACUCGGCGCCUAUGUCCUGGGUCCCACACCCUCUAGGGAUGCCCCUGCCUACUUGGUCUCCUCUUAGUUCUCAGCUUCUUCUGGGCUACCUGUAAGUCUCUCUGCUUUGGGAUAGAGCACUGAGUCCUCUCAGAGUCUCAGUUUCUCUGGACUACCUUCCAGCGUUCCCUGCUUUGGCAGAGAGCCUUGACUCCCAGGCUGCUUCAGUGAAGUCCCCUGCUUUUUCCAGACCCUACUUCAGGGCCUCCAUGUGGUUUCUCUACCAAACUCUGUUCUCUGCCUUUUUAUGAGUCCCAGAUGCUGAUCAGGCUGUCUCCUGACCUCAGUAGGUAUGUCUGUGACAGUGCACCCCAUAAGGCUUCAUGGAACUAUGCUUAUGAAUGUAUAUAUAUAUGACAUAACUGGAAUAUGUUUUAUGCUAAAUAUGCCAUGUAACAUAACUCUGUAAAGGUUAUGAUCUACUGAAUCUAUUCAUCCUAUUUGUAUGCAUGUGUCAUUGUUGUAUUCAAAGUUAGGAAUAUUGGCUGUGUACUUGCUUGAUUUCUAAGUAGUCUUAGUAAAGCAUUUGGUCAGCUUCUUGAGAAAGGAAUGUGCAAAUUAAGUGCCCAAUCAAGAAACACUUAAAGGACAAUGAAUCUUGGAAGGCUCCAAUCCACAUAAGAAGUCUACCUGAGGAUGUUCACGGUAGCAUGUAAACAAUGGCUGCUGCCUGUAAAAACUGAGUCACGCAUGGACAUGUGACUUGCCCAUGUGACUCCAAAACUCCAUCUUGGAGCUGGACUUUGCAUAGGAGAGAGGAGGGGGUCUCCACCCACAAGAGAAAGUCUAUUUAAACCCCUGGGAGACCCCUCCAUUUUGUCUUCAGCUGGCUAAAAAGAUAGCCUCUCCACCCCCAGGGAUACCUGAAAGAAACUGGAACAAAGGACAGUAACUAAGGAAACUUACUGGAACACCACUGAGGGUGAGAUUUUGUUUGUAUUCAGUUUUCUUACUGUAUUAGACUCAGACUUGCAUGUUUUAUUUUAUUUUACUUGGUAAUUCACUUUGUUCUUUUGAUCCCAAAGGACCAGCUACACUCCCAGGUCAAUAUAUAACUUAGAUCUUACCCAAAAAUUACGCUGAUGCCAGUCCUUUAGUAUUUAAAAUGUUAAAGUUUAUUUAUAAAAAGAAAGAAAGGUGAGUUAAAAUUGAUUAAAGGAAUUAAAUACAUACUGUAACUUGCAAAGUUUUUGGUUUAGGCUUGUAGCAGUGAUGGAAUAAACUGCUGCCUUGAUAAGUUUCUGGUUGCUUUCAAAUCAUUGGAAGGACCUCAGUCCCUUAGUUAGAAUGCUUCCAUUAGUAUAAGUUCAUAGUUUAGAGGUUUGAGCAGGAAAGAGGCAAAAUGGAGGUGUUUCCAGGACCUUUUAUAGCUUCUGCCAUGUGGAGGGAAACCCAUUGUUUUAAACAAAGCCCUUAGCACAGCUAGUGGAAAAUUACAGGUAAAAGAUGGGAGUUUUGAGUGACAUGGGCAAGUCACCUGUCAUGCCUGAUUUUGCUUAGUUAUAGCAGGAAGCCAUUACCUAUACUUCAGACAGUACAUUUGCAGGACAGUCCAUUCAGUGUAGAUUGGCAUCUCCCAUAGUCCAUUGUUAGUUAACUGUUUCUUGAUGAGCCAUUUAAUUUGAAUAGUCCCUCCAAGAUGUGCAAGCUAAAUACCGUGUGGGGCAUUACUCCAGGAGCAAACAUUUGAAAUUCAGGUAUAGAGCCAAUACUUAUAACUUCAAAUACAAAAAUGAUACAUGCAUGCAGAUAGCAUAAUCAUAACCUUUUCAUAGACAUCUUACAUGCCACAUUUUGAAUCAGAUUUGUUGCAAAUAAAUAACAGUGGCUGCACCAAUGAUCGAUAUGGUCAUAUUUUAAUCAGAUAACGUCUCAGCUUGGACAGGAUGUUUCCACUUGUACAGAGCCCUACUCCACCAUGGAGACUGAACUUAGGACCAGUCGCCAUAGCACUGGGAUCAUGGAGCCCACUCAGAUCAUCGCGGCAAUUAUGAACACCACGCGCAUUGUCCUGGAGUAUAUGCAGAGCCAGGACAUGCCAAAGCAAAACCAGGACCAGCCAAGGAGGUGAUUGCAACGCGGCGACGAGAGUGAUGAGGAAAUUGACAUGGACAUAAACCUCUCACAAAGUACGGGCCCCAGCAACGUGCAAAUCAUGGUGUUACUGGGGCAGGUUCAUGGCAUGGAAUGCCGAUUCUGGGCCCGGGAAACAAGCACAGACUGGUGGGACCGCAUCGUGUUGCAGGUGUGGGACGAUUCCCAGUGGCUGCGAAACUUUCGCAUGCGUAAGGGCACUUUCAUGGAACUUUGUGACUUGCUUUCUUUCCCCUGCCCUGAAGCGCCAGAAUACCAGGAUGAGAGCAGCCCUCACAGUUGAGAAGCAAGUGGCAAUAGCCCUGUGGAAGCUUGCAACGCCAGACAGCUACCGGUCAGUCGGGAAUCAAUUUGGAGUGGGCAAAUCUACUGUGGGGGCUGCUGUGAUUCAAGAUGCCAGGGCAAUCAAAGACCUGGUGAUAUCAAGGGUAAUGACUCUGGGAAACAUGCAGGUCAUAGUGGAUGGCUUUGCUGCAAUGGGAUUCCCAAACUGUGGUGGGACGAUAGAUGGAACCGAUAUCCCUAUCUUGGCACCGGAGCACCAAGCCACCGAGUACAUAAACCACAAGGGAUACUUUUCAAUGCUGCUGCAAGCCCUGGUGGAUCACAAGGGACGUUUCACUAACGUCAACGUGGGAUGGCCGGGAAAGGUACAUGAUGCUCGCGUCUUCAGGCACUCUGGUCUGUUUCAAAAGCUGGAGGAAGGGACUUUCUUCCUGGACCAGAAAAUAACCGUUGGGGAUGUUGAAACGCCUAUCGUUAUACUUGGGGACCCAGCCUACCCCUUAAUGCCAUGGCUCAUGAAGCCGUACACAGGCAGCCUGGACAGUAGUCAGGACCUGUUCAACUAUAGGCUGAGCAAGUGCCGAAUGGUGGUGGAAUGUGCAUUUGGACGUUUAAAAGCGCGCUGGCGCAGCUUAUUGACUCGGAUAGACCUCAGCGAAACCAAUAUCCCUAUUGUUAUUGCUGCUUGCUGUGCGCUCCACAAUAUCUAUGAGAGUAAGGGGGAGACAUUUAUGGUGGGGUGGGAGGUUGAGGCAACUCGUCUGGCCGCUGAUUACGCGCAGCCAGACACCAGGGCGGUUAGAAGAGUACAGCAGGGCGCGGUGUGCAUCAGAGAAGCUUUGAAAACCAGUUUUGUGACUGGCCAGGCUACGAUGUGAAACUUCUGUUUGUUUCUCCUUGAUGAACCCUCUCCCCUCCCCCCCCCCGCCGGUUCACUCUACUUCCCUGUAAACCAACCACCCUCCCCUCCCCUCCCCCCUUUGAGCACUGCUUGCAGAGGCAAUAAAGUCAUUGUUAUUUCUCAUUCAUGCAUUCUUUAUUAAUUCCUCACACAACUAGGGGGAUAAUUGCCAAGGUAGCCCGGGAUGGGUGGGGGAGGAGGGAAGGAAAAGGACACACUGCAGUUUAAAAUUUUAAAACUUUAACACUUAUUGAAGGCCAGCCUUCCAAUGCUCGGGCAAUCAUCUGGGGUGGAGUGACUGGGUGGCCAGAGGCCCCCCACACCAUGUUCUUGGGCAUCUGGGUGAGGAGGCAAUGAGACUUGGGGAGGAGGGCUGUUGGUUACACAGGGGUUGUAGCGGUGGUCUCUGCUCCUGCUGCCUUUCCUGCAGCUCAACCAUAUGCUGGAGCAUAUCAGUUUGAUGCUCCAGCAGCCAGAGCAUCGACUCUUGCCUUCUGUCUGCAA
Malaclemys terrapin pileata is the source of this 6536-nucleotide messenger RNA. RefSeq lists its product as uncharacterized. NCBI's taxonomy places the organism in Eukaryota, Metazoa, Chordata, Testudines, Emydidae. Bases 4930 to 6009 code for a protein of 359 amino acids. The record is from RefSeq and is a predicted model, not a curated record. The transcript is spliced from 2 exons.